This is a messenger RNA of Egretta garzetta (little egret), 881 nucleotides long. RefSeq names its product avidin. Lineage: Eukaryota; Metazoa; Chordata; Aves; Pelecaniformes; Ardeidae. Bases 1 to 519 code for a protein of 172 amino acids. The record is from RefSeq and is a predicted model, not a curated record. Gene Ontology annotation, molecular function: biotin binding. The transcript is spliced from 5 exons.
AUGUCAGUAGAUGUGAGAUACUGGCCACCCGCCCCGCGGCUGCCAGCCCACUGCCCGUGGGGCUCUGGUUACAGCCCUAUAAAGUUUGCCCUGUUCCUCGCCCUGGCCCUGGUGUCGUGCGUCACCCCUGCGGAGAGGAAGUGCCUCCUCUCUGGGUCGUGGCGGAGUGAUGCUGGCUGCCGGAUGGUCGUGUCCGUCCUUGGCAAGGACGGCAGCUUCUCUGGUUCCUACCUGCCGGGGCCUGCUGCCAGCGACUCCGAAAUCCUCACCUCGCCCCUGGAGGGGUCCCAGCAGGACGCGGCGCUGGUCCCACAGCCCACCUUCUCCUUCACCGUGCGCUGGCAGCUCCGAGGCUCAGAGACAGCCCAGAGGACUGCCUUCCUGGGCCAGUGCUACGUGGGCGCCAAUGGGGAGGAAACACUGCAUGCCCUGUGGCUCCUGCGAGAGGCGGCCGACAGCCCCGCAGAGGACUGGAAAGCCACCCGGAUUGGCACCAGCGUUUUCACCCGGAUAAAAUAACAGCAAGCGGGGACACCCAGGAGACCCAGGACUGCAAGGAGAUGGCGCUUCCCCUAGCCAGGCUCUGCCCGUCCUGACGUGCUGCAUUUCAGCAGCUCUCAGCCCACAGGUUCAUGCUUUCCCAGGCAAGUUCAGGUGCAAAAUAAAGGGUUUCUGUGGGGAUGCAGGGCUUGGAUCUGGUUUCUGCCCUGCCUCAAACCCAUGGGGUUUGUCUUGCCCCACAGCCACCCUCCCAUGGGGAGGCUUAGUGCAGCAGGGCAGCAGGGUCCCUGGGGAUGGGGGCUGUCCCAUGUCCCCUCCCUGGCAGCCUGCAGCAGCCCUGCACCUGCAGCCCUGCCACUGUGCUGUGGGUAACUUGUCCC